Molecule: messenger RNA, 4814 nt
Organism: Branchiostoma floridae (Florida lancelet)
Lineage: Eukaryota; Metazoa; Chordata; Leptocardii; Amphioxiformes; Branchiostomatidae
Exons: 7
Coding region: 537-2819 (760 amino acids)
Biological process (GO): mitochondrial protein catabolic process; mitophagy by internal vacuole formation
Cellular component (GO): mitochondrial outer membrane
Source: RefSeq, a predicted model, not a curated record
GAUAAUAGGGUAAUUAGUGGUUUGACCAAUAUGGCUGCAUGUCUGUCGAAUACAUGCAUUUUUAUGUUUUUAUUUUGCAUUCUUACAUUUCGUCGGUGGUGGGUGGGGCUAUGGGUGUGGUCUACAGAUGUCUAUAUCUUGAAUUUCUUUGAAAUCUUAUACCCCGUCUUUGAAAUCUUAUGCCGCAUCUUAACGUUAGCCCAUGUUUAAGGAUUGUGUACGAGAAAUGUGUAAAUGAACUUGGCAAUGAUAUUUCCGAGUCCAGAAAUAGUCAACAUUAAUCCUAGACAUGGUGUUGAUAUUUUACAGUCUUUUCUAGUUAGAAAUAGUCGCCCGGGUCUGAGUUCGAGAAGAGCCACACCUUGAAAUUCCGCCGCACUUAUCGAAAAGAGUAGAGAUCCUUCCCUGUGUGAGUGGAUCUUCUAAAAGGCAUGGAAAUAAACAAACCGGAUCAAAGUCUUUAGGUCUCAAAAAUAAAAGCGUGAGAAAGUACAAAACGGUCCGCCCCUUGCUCGGGCGGCUGGCAGAGCGUUGCUAUGUGGCGAAGUCGUCAAGGGUCAGACCAGGAGAACAAUACCCGCGCCCUGCACCAGCACCCCUCGUAUCGGCUACUGUUUCACUGCUGGGACCUGCUAGAAAAUACCUGGCGCUGCUUGUGGAAAAACAUCAACAGGUCUGGUUGUGGUUGUGCACGCUGUGGGAUUUUACACGCGUCCUGGCAUCGGUGUGGAACAAGCAUGAGUGGCGGGAAGGUACGCGUGAAGUCCAGCAAGCCUCGGGCAAACCUACGCAUACCCUGGCGGGACUCUACUUGGCUUACCGGCUCGAGUUCUUCCACUUCGCCGCCGUCGCGCGCGGAAAUUCACGCAUUAAGCCCGGGUUCGGUACUACGGAAGGUCGCACUACUGUAUCAGAAAAGGAAUCUAGACGAAAUAGUUUGCAUGUUGGAAUCUCUCAGCCCGGUAACUUUAUCCACGCUCGCUACCGAACUACCCAUGGAUGUGUUCAUGGACGAGUUCCCCCAAACGCUACCCAUAUUGCGAAUUUUCUACGUGAAGUUGGCUGAUCUUGACCAUUUCCCGAUCGGUAUGCCCGACGUUAUAACGUUGAUGUUGCAUCUAGCUGUUUAUACCUCCGAGCACAACAUGACGUAUACACCUGCGGGUGGACAGUGGCUACUGGCGGCGCAUCAAACACAACACCUGUACAGGUGCUGCAAUGACAUCAUAGGGAUAGCGAACCGUGUGUAUCCUGAAGUGCGAAGCCGUUUACGUGCUAAGAAGGAACAGGUCGCCACCUGCCUAAGAGGGUUAGGCGAACACGGCAUGGUGACGUAUGAAGACAGCCUGAUGCACCUAUCCGACUGCCUCCUCACGGAGUGUAACAGGAGUUUAACCGUCUUGAAGAGCACCGUGACCGCCUUGGAUGAGAUGAAGCUACCGGAGAAGUCUCAUCAUCACGACCGCAAGCACGCGUCCACCUCGUGCGGUCAUCAGAGACUCCUCUCACUCAACGUGCGGGACAUUCAGGAUAGGCUGAUCAGGAACAAGUCUCUGAUGAACGCCGUGGAUAGGACUGCAGCCUCCAGAUCGCAGCUGGCUCACUUCGUGCACCUGUUGUCGGAGCGCAUCGAAGCUGACAAGGAAGCGCUCCGGACCACCACCGAGCUACGCAAACAACUACACGUGCUCAAGCUGGACAACAAGGUGGGGUUGCUUCUGACAACUCUGUCCAGAGGGUUGGACAUGAUCCUGAAGAUGAACCCAGCACAUGUACAAUCCAGCCCCAAUGGGCAGGCAGGGGGAGACAGUGGUGGAGCGGACAGUCUGCAUCUCCAUGGAGGAGCUGCAGUUGACUCCUCUCCAACAGAACGAUCUCCCACAGAGCGACAACCUACAGAGCACUGUGCAGAUGUAAUCAUCCAGGAGGAGCCCUUACCUGGUAUCGUUCACAAACGCAAACUGGCCAUGGAGUCCAGUAAUCCACAGAGCGUCAGCAACACCGCGACCAUCCCGUCAGCAGAUGUUAGGAACAAUGAACUCACAGUUCUCAAGGAACAGUAUGCCAAGGCCAAGGCUACCAUCACUCAGCUACAGAAGAGAGAGAGAAACCUUCUCGACAAGCUGACGACCCAGGCUAGACGUCAGAUUCAGCGAGGAUGUAAGUUUGAGGACAUUUCUCUGACAGCUCGUCCAACCCAACUGGUCAGGCGAUACGAAACCCUCUACACACAGAGCCGAGUGGAUGCCCUGGACAGUAUGGACGCCAUCCUGAGGAGAGAUGGCUUCUAUGUACAGGAUAACCUGAAGAACAAAAUAGCUUUUACAGUAAUGCUGUUGUCCUACAGAUGUGCUGAGGAGAGGUUGAGUGAGCUGCGGUCCAGCGUGUUCCGCCUGCUCCCCGUGCCAGAGGGCGCUGCUUCACCACGACAGAAAGCCUCCGCAGCUGAGCUGGACGGCUGCAUCAACAACUACCUCUGCACAGCAGCCGACAGCUGGGAUACUGGAGCAUGUUAUCAGGAUGUGGUGGGGAAACUGUGUGAAUGUCUCCAGGAAUUCUCCGCCCUUCAGGAAUCCGGAAGCGUCACGAGUUACAUCCGGGAGUGCGUGCAGCUCUCGUGGGCGCUGUGCGUACAGACGCCACCUCUCACCCUACACUACAGCGACGCCGUCUUCAACCCCUCCCUACACGAGCGCUUCCACUCGUCUGAUCCCAGCAGCGACAAAAUCCGAGACUUCCUGUGGCCGGCUCUCAUGGAGGAGCAGACCUGUCUACAUAAGGGUGUCAUCAUGACAGGGGAGGAGGAACAUAGACUUUAGUUUCUCGCUUCUUGUUCAAAAUCGAUGACAAGAGUUCAGUGAACUCAUACCGGUGCUUCAGUGAAAUUUUGUCUUAUGGAAGUUCAUUGAUUAUCACAAUAAGGUUGUGAUAAGCAUUACCCGUAACUGAAAAAACACACUGAAAACAGUGCCUCCCCAUGACCUCGAAAGUCUGUCACCUGUCUGAGCCAAAGUUGAUGAAUCGACUAAUCCUACCACCUCUGAACUCUACUUCCUGUAACUCCCUCAACUCUGACCGUUUGCCCGUCACCUCUUGUCACUCUGACAGGUGACGUUAUGUGGAAAUAUGCACAGAAGUACAAACAAACCAGGAAAAAACCUUUGAUAAUAAAAGUAAAAAAAAUAUCUGAUGGUAAGAGUGUGUUGAAUCAAAAUUUGGUUCUCCCACACUAGCUCAAGUAAAAAAUAUCCACAAUGUUUGGAGCUUAGUAUUCUCUUAAAGUUUGUCUCUCUUAUCAUCAUGACAAAGUCAUAAGUUAUCAGACAUUUGAAUUCAUUGGUUUGAAUGAAAAAAAAACUUAGUGGAAGAAAACAAACACUGUUAAAUCAAAACAUUACACAUUUCCAGCACGUUAAAGAACCCACUGCACUUAUUGAAAAGAUUAGGGGUCAAAUGUGUUUCAAAUACUGUCCUAUUGCCGCACCUCGGCAAUUACAGUUGUACCAAAGUCACCUUUGCCGAAAGGAAGCUGCUCCAAGCCUUUGCGAUUGCGUAGUAUUAAUAUUAAGCUCCUCAAAUAGAGAGUAGUCAACCCACCCAAUAACAAUCUACAUGUAUAUAAUUAUAUAUAUAUACUUCAAACUUGUACACCAUUUGCCUUGUCAGUGCAAGCCUGCGGAAAUGCUGCUGCUAUCUUCAGUAUUACUUUUGUAUGCAAUACAAUAAACCAUUCUUACCGUAUGGUAUAAAACCAACACAAAAUGUUUGUAAAUUUGAUUUUCGAUUGACCUUAUCUCUUAUAUUACAUUCCUUACAAUUAUACUUCUCAAGAUUUUAAGGUAGGCAUGUCCAAAAGAUUCCCUUGGUAAUGAUUGGGUAGAAUAUACUACUCGACUGAAGUACCUCAUACAGACUACCAGUUCAGUUCAGUUCAGUUAGACUACCAUAUUAAUCUAUUUACUUUUUUUUAUAAGAGGUAAAGGCAAUAAAAUCUGAUAACAUUAUCAAUGUGAUCCAUAAAAUUUUAUUCUUAUUUUCUUUGUCCUCAAUAUUCAGCACAUUUAACCACAAUUUGUUACAACUCUUUUAAUGAUGGUAAGAACAUUCAAAGUCAGUUUGCACUUUGUAAAUGUACAAGUCUUAGAGCAGCAUUUAAAAAGAUUCUAGUCCUUGGCAUAGUAGUUAACUUCAGAUGAAGUAUGGCUUUGCUUCUACGGGUAAUUGUUAGUAUAACAGUUUUCUGCUCAGGCCUCUUUGAUUCUUAAGACUUAAAGUUAUAACAAUUUAACUUCAAUGUAUUUAAAGUAUAAACACUAAUCGAUUAUGUACAUCUUGAGCUGGACCAGGUGUAGUUUCAUAUACUAUCUGUCAAAAUCAUUGUUACAGUAUCACUUUUAUGUUUGUGUACAUGUACAGUACCAACUUGAAGAUGAAAGUCCAUUUUAAUAAUUAAUAUUAAUGAUUUAAAGUUCUACAUUGUAUCUCAAUCACUAAUGAAAAAAAUGAUAAAAAGAAGUAUUCCUAAUCAUGACAUUUUCUGAACUCUAAAAUCAACCUACAAACUAGUAAAGAAAACAUAAAUUAUAACAGAGUAGCCAGAAAGAUCUAAUUCCUUGGUUCUUGCAAAAUGUUGUAAAAUGCAACUUGCAAAUAAUGAGAUAUAAUGUAUAUGUAUGGCAUGGGCUAACAUAACAAGGGCAGCUAUUGGUAGUAAUUAAAAGUACAUGUCAUUCUCCCUUUAUCAUCAUAAUGUCAGGAAAGCAAGACAUCUUGUCAUUGCCUUAUGUAUGGAACAAUAAAUUGUAAGAAAUUUG